Messenger RNA from Coniophora puteana RWD-64-598 SS2, 2496 nucleotides. RefSeq lists its product as uncharacterized. Lineage: Eukaryota; Fungi; Basidiomycota; Agaricomycetes; Boletales; Coniophoraceae. Bases 90 to 1715 code for a protein of 541 amino acids. The transcript has 3 exons. The record is from RefSeq and is a predicted model, not a curated record.
CCUUCACCUUCACAGCGCUCACCAGCGCAUACAUUCAUUACACACUACCUCUCUCUCUUAACCCCACACGCUCAGCCGAGAAGCCUAUCAUGAACAACGCAAGAGGUUUCGCCCACGUUCGUGUGGGCCAUGCAGGAUCGCCCAUAAACUUUCACCACAAGAAGAGAGCCUCGAGCUCCAGCUGUACCUCAGGGGGCUUCUACAUAUCGCCUGCCAGCGGACAGACCGUAUCCGUUUCAGACCCCUUCUCCAUGGCUUGGGACCCGAGCUGCCUCACUGGCGUCUCUGCCGUUGACAUAUAUGUCAUCGCCCAGUCCCUCUCUGUCCCCCGCAUCCACAUGUGGCAAAACGUCAACAACGCCCUGGGGAGCUACAACAGUUCCCUCGACGCCGCGUGGUGGAACAGCACCAGCUCGAUGGACCUCCAGCUCUCCAUCGUCGCCUCGGGAACUCAGCCCUUCCUCAGCCCGUUCCCAGCCGCCCCUGUCUUCACAGCCACGUACGACGACACCAAGUCCGCGUCGUACGGCUCCACCGGCUCCAGCGCUGUCACGUACGUGAACAACUUUGGCGGGAACAAGUCGCUCUCGCGCGGCAAGAUCGCAGCUGGUAUCCUCAUCCCACUGCUAUUCAUUGGAUUGGCUGCCGCGUGGUAUCUCAAGCGUGCGCGCGCCAAGGGCAAGGAAAAGACGAAGCGCUUCUCCGAGAUGGUCGACAAGCGCAUGUCAGUCAUCUCCAACGACUGGAAGGCCAUCUCCGUCGCCGGCGCCCAAGCCGCCGUACGUCACAGCAUGGCGCUCAGCAGUAGCGGGAACCGCAAUUCGACCUUCGGCGGUGGGAGCGCGGUCAGUUCCGCCGGCGCCGUCGAUGGCAUGCACGCGGUGUCGAUGGACGAGCCGAGGGACGGUCGUAUUCCCGCUGCGCAUAUUCGGCCCGGUGUGCGCACGUCGGCGUUUGGAGACCGGGUGUCGAGGGUGUCGUUUGCGGCGGAUGUGAGGCCGUCGCUGGAGUCCCGCCGCGCGGUCGUCAGCCGUGCGUUCCACAAUGGCUUUGUUCCCCCGGUUCCCAUUAUCCCCGAUUCUGGUGUUUCGACUCCCGGCAGCGAUGAGAUGUCGCCCACGCAGACGCACGGCGCGAUGCCACUGAAUGAGGAAGAGAUCUUCCCUUCCUUGCAGAUGAUGCACGAGAACUCCAGCGGCGACAGCUAUCUCCUGCCAUCCCCCCAGCACGAACAGUACCCCGAAAACCACAUGCAGAUGCCCAGCCCGCCCGCGCCCGCAGUGACCAUGGUCCCCGCGGCAGUCAUGUCCCCCGACGCGCUCCUCCGCGCGUACGCCGAGCGGCGCGUCACGUCGCCCGGUCCCGGCUCCCCAGGCAUCAGCAGCAAGCCCACCAGCCCCGCGCCCGCGUUCCCGCAGCCGAUGCACUUCACUGGUCCUCUCGGAAACGGAAACGGCAGCGGUAAUGGUUAUGGUCACAGCCCGAACAUGAGCUUGGGCGCCGGUGCGAGUGCUGUGACGGGCGCGAGCGCGAGCAACGGCGGUAUGCGCGUGCUGUAUGCGCCUACGACGCCGCCGCCGGCUGCGCAGCUGCCCGAGCUGCCGUUCCAGCAUCAACAGCAACAGGGGAUGGGACAUAGUGCAAAGAAGAGCUCGGGCGUUGCGCGGUUUACGAUUUAUGAUGACGAGGACGCGUAUGCUGGGACUGCCAGUUAGGCGUUUUCCCGUUGAACAUAUGGGUAUCUCUCGUUGUCGAAAAUGUGGUUGUAAUCUGGGUUUCGUUUGUUCUCUUGUUGGUCUUUCUGGUUCGUACUUUACGUCUAUGUCGUGCUGAAAAUGCGUUUUUAGCGCGCCCCCUGCGUCUGUCUGUCCGUCUGUCCGUCUCUGUCCUCUCCUUACCCUUCACCCCUUGUCGCUCUCACCUGCCUAUCCUUGCCACCUUGCCACCUUGCCACAUCCUACCCCCCUUCCUGAGCUGACCGCGUUCACAUGCGAUUCCUGUCUUGUCUUCUGUUCUGUUCUGCCUACCCGGUCUUUUGCACAUAGGUGUACCUCUUAUUCCUCAGUGUCAUUUCUAGCCCCCUCCAUAACACAGCCUACAGCGUAGUCUCUAGUCUCUAUCCGUCUACAUACCUCCGUAUCUAUUGACUCCGGUUCUUUGAUCCUUUGACUCGACUUGUCUUCUGGGGCGUUGACGCGCCUGUUCGUUUUAUCAUACCAUACCAUACCGAUUCUUGUCGUUACCAUUACCAUUACCCCUGUUUUGUCCUUCUUGAUGUAGGGACGCCGUAUUCAUACCCACCCUCUUACUCUUUUUCACAAAUCAUACAAGUACCUACGUACGUGAGCUAGGUUUAUUUUUAUUAUGUUUGGAAAGGAUGUCGAUGGAUAUCGGAUGUUACAGAGUAUCUCCUUUGAUGUUCGAUGGCGGGUUGCGAUUAACGGUGUCUUUGUUGGCGAGCUUGCGAGUUUAUGGGUUUUUUGUGUUUUGUGUUUU